This is a messenger RNA of Pollicipes pollicipes, 15334 nucleotides long. RefSeq names its product cadherin-related tumor suppressor fat (gene ft). NCBI's taxonomy places the organism in Eukaryota, Metazoa, Arthropoda, Thecostraca, Pollicipedomorpha, Pollicipedidae. The record is from RefSeq and is a predicted model, not a curated record. Gene Ontology annotation, biological process: multicellular organism development; cell migration; homophilic cell-cell adhesion. Gene Ontology annotation, cellular component: plasma membrane; catenin complex. Gene Ontology annotation, molecular function: beta-catenin binding; calcium ion binding; cadherin binding. Bases 172 to 14964 code for a protein of 4930 amino acids. The transcript has 11 exons.
GCGAGGCAGGGGUGCGGCGCGAGCGCGACCGACCGCCAGCGGCGAGUGUCAUGACGUGAGUGCGUGAGUGCCAGCACGGGUGGACAUCGCGCGUCCAUCCAGACUGAGACAGCCCGCUCCGAGAGAGUGCCUGUGCCAAUACUGUGCCAUUUGCCGCGAGCGGGGACCGCCAUGGGGCAAGUACAAAAGCGGCCGCUCUGGCUGCUGCUGGCGCUGCUGCUGCAGUGUUUGACUGGGAACGCGCAGGGCCCCGGCGAACUGCCGAUCCGGUCGCGCGCCGUUCGGGAGGAGUACGACACGGGAGUGCAGUCGCGCGCCAUCGACACGCGGGUCGAGUUCGAGGUCGAGGAGGGCCAGCCGCCGGACACGCUGGUCGGCACGAUCCCGAUCAAGCCCAACUUUCGGUACCGUUUCAACGAGGAGCCGCGUGAGUUCCGACUGAACGCGACCACGGGCGAGAUACGGACAGUGGGCGACCUCGACCGCGAGGCCCUCCGCUCGGAGAGGUUCGAUCUGGUCAUCCUGUCGUCGCAGCCGACGUACCCCAUCGAGGUGCGGAUCGUGGUGGUGGACCUCAACGACAACGCGCCCGUGUUCCCCGAGCCGUCCAUCAGUAUCACCUUCUCCGAAUCGGUCAACUCAGGCACGCGCGUCAUCUUGGAUACGGCCUCGGACGGCGACGCCGGCGAGAAUGACGUCACCACCAAUUACAAGAUCAUCAGCGGGAACGAAGACCAGAACUUCAAGCUGGUGGUGACGACUAACCCGAGUGGCGAGACGCCCUACCUGCACAUGGAGACCACGGGCCAGCUAGACCGCGAGUGCAAGACCUUCUACCAGCUGAACAUCUCGGCGGAGGACGGCGGCAACCCCAAGCUGUACGGCUACCUCUUGGUCAACAUCACCAUCCUCGACGUGAACGAUAACCCGCCCAUCUUUGACCAUAGCGACUACACGGUCAGUCUGAACGAGUCGGUGCCACCGGGCAGCCCGGUGCUGCAGGUGAUGGCGAGCGACGCCGACGACGGAGACAACGCCAAGAUCACCUACUUCCUGCCCGACGACCAGACGCAGUUCGAGGUGGACAGGGAGACGGGUGUCAUUUCCACCCUGGAUACGCUCUCAUGCCAGCAGGAAUGCUCGCAGUCGGUCAACUGCAGUAAGUCGUGCGUGUUCACUGUGUUCGCGCGCGACCAUGGUUCGCCGCAGCAGAACGGCAGGACGUACGUCACAGUCAACCUGCUGGACGCCAACGACCACGACCCGGUCAUCAAGUUCCGCUACUUCCCACCCACAGCCGAGCACGCCACCGUCGACGAGAACGCACAGAACGGCUCGGUGGUGGCAGUCGUGUCUGUGGUGGACGUUGAUGAGGGAGACAACGGCGAAACCUACAUUGAGAUCACUGACGGCAACCAGCUCAACCACUUUCGGCUGCAGAAGACGCAGAGCUUUGACAUCGUGCAUGUGAACGGCGUGCUGGACCGUGAGAAGCUCACCAAGUACAACCUGACGAUCGUGGCGACGGACAAGGGCUCACCGCCGCGCAGCUCCACCGCUUUCCUGAUCAUCCAGGUGAACGAUAUCAACGAUCAUGCGCCAGCGUUCGAGAAGUCCGAGUACUCAGCAGUGCUGAGCGAAACGGUGCCGGUUGGUACGUACGUGGCAGGCAUUACGGCCACGGACGAGGACACCGGCAUCAACUCCAAUAUCUACUACGCCAUCGUGUCAGGGGACGACUCGCAGUGGUUCAGCAUAGAUGUCAACACUGGCCUGAUUACCACCAGGACUGAGCUGGACCGCGAGCUCAAAGACACUGUGCUGCUGAAGAUCAUCGCUCGCGACGGCGGCCCCAAUCCAAAACGGGCCCAAACGCAGCUCAAGAUCUCCAUUUUGGACGAGAAUGACGAGCGGCCCACGUUCAGGGAGCCGAUUGUCAACAUCAGUUUGUCGGAGAACACCCAGCCCAAGACGCUGGUGGCGAUCGUGGAGGCGGUGGAUAACGAUCAAGGCACCAACGGUACCGUGACGUACCUGUUCCACGACGACGUGGAAGAAGACUACCCCGGAACCUUUGCUCUGGACUCUUCCAGAGGCAGGGUCACAACCAAGACAAAGUUGGACCGAGAGGCGAUGCCAAACUGUGUUAUCAAGGUCAUCGCGCGUGAUCAAGGUCUGCCUCCCGUCUCAUCCACCGCCACCAUCAACCUGGAGCUGCAAGAUGUCAAUGACAACUCACCGGAGAUCUAUCCCAAGCAGUAUUUCGUGACCGUGCCAGAAGACAUGGAAAAGGGUAGUCCCGUGGUGCAAGUCUCAGCCACUGACAAGGACGAGGGAGAAAACGCCAUCAUAAGCUACGAAAUCACAGGUGGUGCCGGAGGUGCGUUCGAGAUCGAGAAGGCAACCGGCCUAAUCCGCCUGGCAGGGAAACUGAACCGAAGCAAGAUGUCCAGCUACCAGCUGACCGUGUCGGCCACGGACAUGGGCGGACGCCGCGCCCUUGAAGACGCAGUUGUGGACAUAGUUGUAGAUAAUAACCGGCUGAAGGAGCUGGAAUUCGAAAACACUGAUGGCUACCACUUCUCCGUUGAGGAAGACCCAGGCAAAAAGACUCCGGACAAGGGUCGGCUGGUUGGAAAGGUUGUCGUUUCGAAUGCACAGGAGGGCAAAGACGUUACGUUCGCCAUUGUCUCCGGAGAUAUUGACGGCAUCUUCGCGAUCGACUCCAGUUCGGGCGACAUCAAAACGGCACGUCGCAUUGACCGUGAGGAGAUGGCGUCUUACACCCUAACGGUGGUGGCCACGGCCAGCGGCUCGUUCGGCACCACCAACGUCCGCAUCGAUGUGGACGACGUAAACGACAGUCCACCGCGCUUCAAGAAGUCCCGCACGGUGGCUCGGGUGGAAGAACGACGACCGAUUGGUCACGAGGUCUAUCUGGCGAGGGCAACGGACAACGACGCUGGCGACAACAGCAAGAUCACGUACUCGCUGUCCAAGAACCCAGACAAGUUUUUCAAAAUCGACUCUGAGACUGGCAUGAUCUACUUGCAAAAGAGGCUGCAGACGGAGAAGAGACGCGUGUUCGAGCUGGAGGUGACUGCGGUAGAUGGUGGAACGCCGCAGCUGAGUGCCCACCAGAAAAUAGCAAUGCUGGUGGAGGAUGUGAACGAUCACACUCCAGUGUUUGGCCAUCCGUCGUACGAGGCGUCUCUUCUGGAGUCAACACCGGUCAACGACCGCUUCUUUUCCCUCACGGCUUCGGACGAAGACGAGGGCAAAAACGGCUUCAUCUCGUACGAGAUCACUCAUGGUAACGAGCUGGAGAAGUUUGGCAUCUUUCCAGACGGCUAUCUGUACAUCAAGAGCCCGCUGGAUCGAGAGGAGUGGGACUACUACGCCAUCACGGUGGUGGCAACCGAUCACGGUGACCCUCCGCGCAGCUCUACAGCCUCGGUCGUCAUCCACGUCAUCGACGAAAACGACCAUGCGCCCGUGUUCGCCAAUCAGACCUUUGACUUCUACGUGGCGGAGAACGAGCCUCCCGACUCCUACGUUGGCAAGCUGCUGGCUUCUGACCUCGAUAAGGGGCGCAACGCCGAGCUGACCUUCGCGCUCGCCUCGGACGCCAUCGACUUCACAGUCGACCCAAAGAGCGGCUUCAUCAAGACGCUGCACUAUUUCGACCGCGAGAGCCUGGUGGCCGAGACCGGUCGUGACUUCAUCAGCCUGGAGGCGGUGGUGCGCGACAACGGCAUCCAGCGGCUGCAGGACACGGCCGAGGUCAACAUCCACAUCGUCGACACCAACGACAACGCGCCCGUGUUCACGCGCCUGCCCAAGUCGACGCAGAUCAGCGAGCUGGCGUCAAUCGGUUCGCUGGUGGCGCGCAUCUCGGCCACGGACGCCGACGCGGCGCUCAACGGAGACGUGGUGUACGCGCUGGUCGACGGCAACCGCGACGAGAAGUUCCGCAUGGACGCCAGCACCGGCCAGCUGCUGGUGGCCGGCAUCCUGGACCGCGAGACGCAGGACCAAUACAUGCUGACGGUUGCGGCGUCGGACGCGGCGGCCGACGCGGCGCUCACGUCCACGGCCACCGUGCGGGUGGACGUGCUGGACGAGAACGACAACCAGCCCGAGUUCACGCAGACCGAGGCCUCGAUCUCGAUUCCGGAGACGACUGAGAUCGGCACGGAGCUCAUGCAGUUCCAGGCGACCGACCCGGACCUGGGCAUCAACCAGGAGGUCACGUUCGGUAUCGCCAGCGGCUCAGGCCAGGGCACGUUCCGCGUGGACACGCACACGGGCACGCUGUUCCUGGACAAGGCGCUCGACUUCGAGAAGCAGAGAGUCUUCAACCUCAACAUCACAGCCAGCGACGCUGGCAAGCCGCGCCUCACUGCCACCAUUACGUUUGCGAUCUUCAUCAAGGACGUCAACGACAACCCGCCCAACUUCCCGAAUACGGCGAUCGUCAGCCAGAUCAGCGAGGAUAUCAAGCUGGGCAAGACGAUCGUGUCGGUGCGUGCCACCGACCCCGAUUCGGGCAACAACGGCCGCGUGGCGUACAGCAUCGCGCGCCAGGAGCCGCGUGGCGACCACUUCGGCAUCAAGCCGGACACGGGCGUCAUCUACGUGAAGGCGCCGAUCGACCGUGAGGUGGCCGACACGUACCGGCUGACCGUGCUGGCCACUGACCUGGCCGAGCCGCCCGAGCAGCGGCUCAGCGCCGAGAAGCUAGCCACAGUCAUCGUCGAGGACAUCAACGACAGUGCGCCCGAGUUCGUCUCGAUGAACGCCGCGCUGCUGCCGGAGAACUCGCGACGGGGCCACGUCAUCACCACCGUGCUGGCGCGCGACCCUGACGCCAGCACCAACGGCCGCGUCACGUACGAGCUGGCCGACGGCGACCGCUCGCUGUUCUCGCUCGACCGGCUCAACGGUGACCUGGUGCUGACCCACGACCUCUCGGCUCCCGCCUGGAGCUACCAGGUCACGGUGACGGCCACUGACGAGGCGGCACAGGCGCAACGCAAGGCCACCGACACCGUCAUCACCAUCCUGGGCAGCACGAGCACGCGUGGACCCGUGUUCAGUGAGAGCGAGUACCGCGCCAGCGUGCACGAGAACCAGCCAAUCGGCACCAGCGUGCUCACCGUCUCCGCCUCACUGGCGGGCAGCUCGCUGAGCGACAUAGAGUACUACGUGACGAACGUGACCGCCCACGGCCGGCCCACCAGCCGCGCCUUUUCCGUCGACGUGCGUCGUGGUGUCGUCUCCACGGCCGAGGUGGUCGACCGCGAGUCGGGCCUGGAUCAGUACGAGGUCGAGAUCACCGCCGUACUCGCCCGAGGCGUCACGCCACAGGUCACCAGCGUCAAGGUGCAGAUCACGGUGGAGGACAAGAAUGACUCGCCGCCGGUGUUCACGUCGCCGCGGCGCGAGGUGCCGGUGACGGAGGACCUGCCGCCCGGCAGCGAGGUGGUCCGCUUCACCGCCUCUGACGCCGACACCGUCGGCCAGCUGGUGUUCAGCCUCGUCGGCGGCGACGCUGACACGUUCAAGCUGCAGCCGGAGACGGGCGCGCUGAUGCUGGUGCGCGCGCUGGACCGCGAGACGCGCGACGAGUACCGGCUGACGGUGCGCGCCAGCGACGGCGUGCAGGACACCGACCAGACGUUCGUGCUGCAGGUACAAGACACCAACGACAACGCGCCGCUCUUCACCGAGAAAGCGUACAGCUUCGACGUUCCGGAGGACGCCGCCAGGGGCGCACGCGUCGGUACGGUGACAGCGCUCGAUUCUGACCUGGGCAAGAACGGCCGGGUCAUCUAUACGGUCAUAUCCGACUGGGACAACGACGUCUUCUCGCUGGACACGACCACCGGCGUGUUCACGCUCACAUCGAUGCUCGACUACGAACAGGUACAGCACUACAUCUUCACAGUGCAGGCGCAGGACACGGGCCGGCCGGGCCUCUCUUCCACCGUCACCGUCUACAUCAACGUGCUCGAUCUCAACGACAACGAGCCACUGUUCGACCCGCAGUCGUACCACGACCGCGUGAGCGAGGCGGUGCGGCCGGGCACGGCCGUGCUACGCGUCAGCGCCACGGACCAGGACUCGGGCGCGCGCGGCCGGCUCAAGUACCGCAUCGUCGGCGGCGACCCAGACGGACAGUUCCGCAUCUCGGAGAACGGCACCGUGUUCACGGCGCUGCCGCUCGACCGCGAAGAGCGCGCAGCCUACCAGCUGCUGGUGCUGGCCGAGGACUCGGCCGAGCCGCGCGAGCAGCGGCGCUCGUCGUCAGCGCAGGUCAGCAUCGUGGUGGAGGACGUCAACGACGUGGUGCCACAGUUCGUCUCGCCCAACGAGACCUCCGUGGCCGAGAACGUGCCGGUCAACACGGUGGUGAUGGCCGUCAAGGCGGUCGACACGGACGAGGGCCGCAACAGCUACGUGGAGUACGCGCUGACGGAGCCGGCCGGCGGCCCGUUCGUCCUGGGCGCCAUCGACGGCCUGCUGCGCGUGGCCGGUCCGCUGGACCGCGAGCUGCGCGCCAACUACAGCCUGCUGGUGACGGCGCGUGACCGCGGUCAGCCGCCCAACGUCGCGCAGAUGCGCCUGCUGCUGCACGUGGCCGACGAGAAUGACAACGCGCCCAUCUUUGCGCCCGACCAGUACAGCGCCAGCGUGCCUGAGAACACGACCAUCGGCACCGUGGUGACGCGCUGCUCAGCCACCGACGCCGACGCCGGCCUCAACGGCCGCGUGCGCUACAGCAUCAUCGCCGGCGACCGCAACCGCGACUUCGUCAUCGGCCAGGACACGGGCGUGGUGCGUGUGGCCAAGGAGCUCAACUUUGAGCGACGCAGCAUGUACCUGCUGACAGUGCAGGCGGAAGACUCAACCGGCGACGGUGUGCGCUAUGACACGGCGACCGCGACCGUCAGCGUCACCGACAUCAACGACAACGCGCCCGUCUUCCGCGACGCGCCCUACCUCGUCUUCAUCAUGGAGAACGUGGACACGCUGCCGGCACCGCUGACGACGGUGGUGGCGCACGACGCCGACGCGGCGCCCUUCAACGCCAUCAAAUACAGCAUCAAGGAGGACAAGGGCGACAUCUUCCAGAUCGACCCCAUGACCGGCGAGAUCACCGUGCACCGGGCGCUGGACCGCGAAGCCGCCGCCGAGUACCGGCUGGUGGUGGCGGCGACUGACAGCGGCAACCCGCAGCUGACCGGCACCGGCCUGGUGCACGUGCUCGUCCAGGACCAGAACGACCACGCGCCCGUGUUUGACGCGCUCGACUACGUCAUCACCGUGGACGAGUCGAUCCCGGCGGACAGCGACGUCAUCAUGGUGACGGCCAGCGACGAGGACGAGGGCGUGAACGCCCUGCUCAGGUACUCGCUGACGGGCGACGCGGUCGUGCCGUUUACCGUCGACCCGGUGUCGGGUCAGGUGCGCACGCGCGCGCCGCUGGACCGCGAGCGCCAGCAGGCGUACACGCUGACGCUGGUGGUGACGGACAGCAGUCUGACGCAGCCGCGCUCGGCCGCCACCAACGUCACCGUCCUGCUGCGCGACGUCAACGACUCGCCGCCGCAGUUCGCCGCCGCCGAGUUUACGGUCCGCGUGCCCGAUGGCGCGCCGCCAGGCUCGUUCGUGUUCAGCGCCAACGCCGUGGAUGCCGAUGAGGGCGCCAACAGUCGGCUGGUGUACUAUCUGUCCGGCACGGACGCCGACAAGUUUAACAUGGACCAAGAGACGGGCGUCAUCAAGACGGCCUCGACGCUGGCUGGCCUGGAACGCACGUUCCACGUCCAGGUGAAGGCGACCGACGGCGGCCAGCCGCCGCUCACCGCCUCGGCCCAGCUGCACGUGCAGAUCCAGCCGGCUGGCCAGUUCCCGCGCUUCGAGCCGAUGACGACGUCGUUCCAGUUCGGCGAGGACGUGCGCGACGCCGAGGUGGUCACCGUGCGCGCCAGCUCGCCCAAGCCGCCGCCAGCCGGCGCCGUGCGCUACCGGCUGGCCGGCGGCAACGUGGGCGGCGCGUUCGACCUGGACGCUGAGACGGGAGUGCUGCGCGUCAGCCGGCUGGGGCUCGACUACGAGCGCGCGCCGCAGUACCGGCUGUGGGUGGAGGCGGCCGACGCGGACCAGCCGCCGCUGGCCGCCGUCACCGCGUUGGUCGUCAACGUGACCGACUUCAACGACAACGCACCGCUCUUCUCGCGCACGGUGUACGCGGCCAGCGUGCUUGAGGAGCAGUUCCCGCCUGCACUCGUGCUGACGGUGGCCGCCAGCGACGCCGACACGGGCGACAACGCCAAGAUUAUCUAUCGCCUGCGCAAGGACGGCCUGGUGGAGGAUGCGUUCACACUGGACGCGCUCAGCGGCGAGAUCUUCACCAAGGAGAAGCUGGACCGCGAGCAGCUGGACAGCUACACGCUGACGGUCGAGGCCAUCGACCAGGGCAACCCGCAGCAGACCGGCACGGCCAUGGUCACCAUCGAGGUGCGCGACAAGAAUGACAACCCGCCGCGCUUCACACAUCUCUUCAAUGUCAACGUGACGGAGAACGCCGAGAUCGGCUCGUUUGUCAUCCAGGUGACGUCGUCGGACCGCGACAUCGACGAGAACGCCAACGCCACGUACAGCUUUACCAAGAACCCGGGCCGCAAGUUCGCCAUCGACCCGGUGAGCGGCAACGUGACGGUGGAGGGCGCCGUGGACCGCGAGGAGCGCGAGGAGUACGCGCUCAUGGUGUCAGCCGUGGACGGCUCGUGGCACGCCGAGACGCAGCUCACCAUCACCAUCCAGGACACCAACGAUAACGCGCCGCGCUUCGAGCGCGGCCGCUACGUGUUCAACCUGGCCGAGUCGGAGACGAGCGUGGCGUUCGUCGGCCAGAUUGAGGCCGAGGACGUCGACAAGGCGGGCCCGAACGCUGUCGUGACCUACUCGCUGAGGCAGCCGUCCGACUUCUUCAGCGUCGAUCCGGGCAGCGGGCGGCUAUUCUCUAAGCAGCCGCUGCGCUACAAGAAGUCCAACCGCAUGGCGUCGCCGGAGAACCAGUACGUAUUCGAGAUCGUCGCCAUGGACCACGGCAAGCCGCCCAUGUCGUCCUCCUGCACCGUCACCGUCAACGUGGUCGAUGCCAACAACCAUGCGCCGACGUUCCGCGAGCACAUGCCGCUCAGUGCCGUGCCAGAGUCGUCGGUGAAGGGCGACCGCGUGCUGCAGCUGACCGCGGACGACAGGCUCGACUCGGGCAUCAACGCCGUCGUGCGCUACCGCUCGCGGCCCUGCAACGGCUCCGACUUCUUCGCCGUGGACGCCGAGACGGGCUGGGUGACGGUGCUGUCGCCGCUGACCGGCCGCAGCGGCGUGCAGUACGAGGUGUGCGUGGUGGCGUACGACAUGGGCGUGCCGCCGCAGAACGCCACCGCCACUCACGUGCUGGUGGUGACCGGCCCCAACGAGCGCGACCCGGUCUUCACGCCGCUCAGCUACCACGUGAUCGUGCCCGAGGAGGAGCCCGUGGCGACGACCAUCGUGAGCGUAACGGCCUCGGACGUCGACAAGGGCAUCAACGGCCGCGUGCGCUACAGCUUGGCCGGCGGCAGCGACGACGACUGGUUCACCGUCGAUGAACACACCGGCGUGGUGGCCAACGCCCGGCCGCUCGACUUCGACCGCCAGGACAAGUACAACCUGACGAUCGUCGCCACCGAUCUGGGCUUCGUGCCGCGCUCGGCCACCGCAGAGCUGCGCGUCACACUCACCGACAUCGACGACAACCCGCCGACGUUCAAUCAGAGCGCGUACCAGGCGUUCGUGGCCGAGAAUGCGCCGGUCGGCUCGCCUGUCAUUCGGCUGGUGGCCACCGACCGCGACUCCAGCCGCAACGCCAUCAUCGGGUACAGCAUCGUCGGCGGCGACGACAAGGAGCUGUUCGCCAUUGACCGCGACUCGGGACUGGUGACGACCCGGCGCGUGUUCGACUACGAGCAGCGGCAGUUCUACACGCUCGACGUGAUGGCCGCCAAUCCGGACUCGUCGCAACGCGGCUACACCAAGGUGCGCGUGGCCAUCACCGGCAUCAACGAGUUCUACCCGCGCUUCGUCAAGCGCGUGUUCCGCUUCACCGUGUCCGAGUCGGCGACCGUUGGCACGGGCGUCGGCCAGUUGCAGGCCACGGACGACGACGACGGCGCCGACGGUGAGGUCACUUACCUGCUGGUGGGCAGCAGCAACGACCGCGGCUUCCGCGUCGACCGGCAGACGGGCGUCAUCCGCGUGGCGCGUCGCCUCGACCGCGAGUCGCGCAACCGCGUCGUGCUGACGGCGCUCGCCAAGAACGCCGGCGGCAUUCGCGGCAACGACACGGACGAGGCGCAGGUCAGCAUCACCAUCCAGGACGGCAACGAUCCGCCGCAGUUCGAGGAGACGGUAUACCGCGUAAAACUGUCGGAGGGCGCCGCGCCCGGCGCCGCCGUGCUGGCCGUCCAGGCCAUCGACAAGGACGUGCAGCAGCAGAACAACCAGUUCACGUACAGCAUCCUGGACGGCAACGAGGGCGACGUGUUCAAGGUGCACCCGCAGAGCGGCCGCAUCGAGUCGACCAAGCAGCUGGACCGCGAGCAGGUGAGCCUAUACAACCUGACGCUCGGUGCCAUCGACAGCGGCAACCCGCCGCAGACAGGCACAGCCGCCGUCCUCGUCACCAUCACCGACAUCAACGACAACGGGCCGACAUUCGACACCACGCCUGUCGUCGGCUACGUGUCGGAGAACGAGCCGGCCGGCAGCACGGUAAUGACGCUGAGCGCCACCGACCCCGACCUGCCGCCGAACGGCGCGCCGUUCGCCUACUACCUGGCGGGCGGCGAGCACCAGGACGCGUUCACCAUCGACGCGCAGUCGGGCACGGUGCGCACGGCACGCACCUUCGACCGCGAGCGCACGCCACAGUUGCGCUUCACGCUCGAGGUGCACGACAGCGGCCGCCCCAAGAUGAAGGCGCGCUACCCCGUGCGCGUGGUGGUUACGGACCGCAACGACAGCCCGUCGUCGCCGCGCACCGUCCAGGUACUGGUGUUCUCGUUCGAGGGCGUGUUCGCCGGCGGCCGCGUGGCCGACGUGCACCCGAACGACGCCGACACGUCGGGCCAGUACCACUGCCGGCUGCUGUCGGGCGCCGCCGGCCUCUUCACCAUCGAGAGCAGCUGCGACCUGACGGUCGGCCGCGUCACGGGCGAGCAGUCACACACGCUCAGCACGGCCGGCGACGACGGCAUUCACGACGAGGUCACCUCCACCGUCACGCUGCAGUUCGCCGCGUUCGACAACGCCACACUGGAGAGCGCCAUCGUCAUCCGCAUCCUCAACACGACGUCGGAGCGUUUCCUGGCCAAGCAGUACAAGCCGCUGCUACGCACCGUCUCCGACUUGUUCGAGUCGAGCGACGAUGUCACCGUCUACUCGGUGACGCAGACGGACGAUCACGUGGACCUGACGCUGGCCGUGGCCACGCGCUCCGGCUACCGGACGCGCACCGAGAUCAUCCAGCAGCUGAAGGAGGGCCGCGUGCGUAUCCAGCGCCUGCUGCAGAGCGCCUCGUUCAUCAUCAACUUUGACCCGUGCCCGACGUCGCCGUGCCAGAACGGCGGCCGCUGCCGGUCGGGCAUCCAAGUGUCGUCCAACACGCAGAUCACGGACAGCCCGAGCCUCAUCUUCACCAGCCCGCAGGUGCGCAACCUGUUCACGUGCCAGUGCCAGGCGGGCUUCACGGGGCCCGCCUGCCAGCACCGGCAGGACCCGUGCAGCCCCAAUCCCUGCCAGGCCGGCGGCGUCUGCGCAAAGAACGGCUACCAGUUCACCUGCACGUGCCCGCGCAACCGCGGCGGCGCCACGUGCGACGUGGACCGCGCGAGCGCGUGCGACGACGAGCCGUGCCAGAACGGCGGCAACUGCCGCGCCACCCCGGACGGAGGCUUCUUCUGCCUGUGUCGACCCGGCUACCGCGGCGCCACGUGCCAGCUGGCCAGCGACUCGUGUCGGCCCAACCCGUGCAUGAACGGCGGCACGUGCGUCAGCGAGGCGCCAGGCUACAUGUGCACAUGCCCGCCCAACUUCUACGGCAAGCACUGCGACCGCUCCAGCUGGGGCUUCGAGGAGCUCAGCUUCAUGAGCUUCCCGACGCUGGACGCGAGUACCAACGACAUCUCGGUGACUUUCUCCACCAACAAGCCGGACGGCCUGCUCGUCUACAACUACGGCGCGCAGACGGGCGGCCGCUCCGACUUCGUGGCGCUGCAGCUGGUGGGCGGCCGGCCGCAGCUGGCCUACGGCGGCACGCGCACGGCCGUGACGCGCGUCACGCUCAAGCGGCCCGUGGCCGACGCCGGCUGGUACCGGCUCACGGCCACACGCAACGGCCGCGUCGUCUCGCUCAGCGUCGUCACGUGCAACGAGAACGGCGACACGUGCGCCGAGUGCAGCCCCGGUGACAGCGGCUGCGAGUACGCCACCGACCAGGGCACCGUCGGGACGCUCAACUUCAACGACGAGCCGAUGUACGUGGGCGGCGUGAUGACCAUCGAUCCGGUGCAGGAGCGGCCCGGCCAGGUGGACACCGACGACUUCAUCGGCUGCAUCCAGUCCGUGUUCGUCAACGGCCGCCAACUCAACAUGUCGGCGCCGCUCAAGGCGCGCGGCGUCUCGGACAAGUGCCAGCGCGCGCCCAACGUGUGCCGCGACAGCCCGUGCGGCGAGGGCGCCACGUGCCUGGACCGCUGGAGCCGGCACGUGUGCGUGUGUCCGGGCGGCUUGCUGGCAGCCGACUGCUCGGCCGCGCUCGAGCCCAGCUCGUUCCAGGGCGGCCACGUGGAGUUCCGGGUGACGGCGCGGCACCGGCGCCGCCAGCUGGUGCCGCGCCUGUUCCAGGGCGCCGACCGCUGGCGGCGGCGGCGAGAGCUGGCCGGUCGGCCCGACAAACGGCUGAGCAUGCGCCUGCGCACGGCAGACACGGACGCAGUCAUCCUGUACGCGGCCACCAACAACGACUUCACCCUGCUGCAGCUGAAGGAUUCGCUGCUGCGGUACACGUCCAAGGUGGGCGCCAACCCGCUCAUCAACAUGACGGUUACUCAGGCCGACCUGACGGACGGCGCCUGGCACAACCUCAGUCUGGCCAUCGUCGACAACACACUGCAGAUCCUGCUGGACGACGCCAAAGUGGGCGACGCCCUGUACGCUACCUCUGUGCACGAUUUCCUGGACGCCUACCUCACGGAGCUCACACUGGGUGGCCCCACCGAGCUGCCAAAGGCAGUCGGCGCUGUCGACGAGUUCCACGGCUGCAUCGCGAUGCUGGCGAUCGACGGCGAGGUACAGCCGCUGAACGGCACGGGCGACCUGCUGCGGGCGCGGCCGGUCGGGCGCGUCUCCGAGGGCUGUCACGGCGCGCUGCCCGCCACCGACCCGCUCUCCAUCGGCAUCACUCUCGUCAUCGUCUUCUUCGUCAUCCUCUUCGUGGCAAUCGCCGUCUCGUUUGUCGUGUUCCGGCUGCGGCGGCACAAGAGCGAGAAGACGCCGUCGCACGCCAAGCUGGGCGGCUCAGGAGUCAUGUCGCCGUCGACCGCCGACUCGGGCCGCAGCCACCACGACUCGGGCUUCGCCGAGACGGGCGAGCUGACGGACGAGGUGCUGCGGGGCCACCUGGGCGGCGACCUGGGCCGCAAGUACCCGCCGCAGCGGCCCGACAUCAUCGAGCGCCAGGUGGUGAACCGCUCGCCGGCCGGGCCGCAGCUGUCGCACAUCGACUCGGUCAGCCAGCAGGGCGUGCCCGACUCGGUGUCCGAGGUGCCCGAGCACUACGACCUCGAGAACGCAAGCUCGAUCGCGCCCUCCGACAUCGACGUCGUUUACCACUACAAGGGCUUCCGCGACGGCAACGUUCGCCGCUAUAAGACCAACCCGCACCUGGGUCAGUACCACAAGCACAACCACCGGCACAGUCCACACAGCUUCGUCAGCUCGCCGCACCGCGAGAGCCCGCGCAGCCUGGUGCGCCAGUCGCCGAACCCGAUGGCGCCGCGCGAGUCUCCGGGCGCCAUGAAGAUGCAGAGCACGCCGCUGGCGCGGCUCAGUCCGAGCUCGGAGCUCAGUCAGCAGACGCCGCGCAUCCUGACGCUGCAGGACAUCAGCGGAAAGCCGCUGCCGACGGCGCUCCUCUCGGCGGCCACCGUCAACAGCGAGCGUAGCCUAAACUCGCCGGUGAGCCAGCUGAGCCGCAGCUCCGAGUCGGUGCACACCUCGUCACAGAGCACCAAGAAGAAGAAGCCCGAGCCGGGCGGCGACGGGCUGGCCGGCCGGCUGCACGCCCGCGCGCCGCGCAACAACUCAAGCCUGGUGAACACGGUGGACGCCGUCAGCUCGGGCUCUGAAGGCCGUAAAAAGCGGGGCGGCCGGGAGCCUGGCAACGCGCCCAUGAUGGAGCGCGGCAGCAGCAGCUCGGACGAGAGUGGAAACGACUCGUUCACCUGCUCCGAGUUCGAGUACGAGAAUCAGUACGACAAGGUGGCGCGCGACUUCGGGCCGCAGAACAUGAUCUUCUCCAAGCUGGCCGAGGUCGACAACGAGAACGAUCACGAGAACAGCUCGGGCGGCAACAAGUACGACGGGCUAGACUCGUUUCGCGGCUCGCUCAGCACGCUGGUGGCGUCCGACGACGACAUCUCCAACAUCCACUCCUACAAGCCGGCUAACGGCUCCAGCCUCGGCUGGGACUAUCUGCUCAACUGGGGGCCCAACUUCGAGAGCCUCGUGGGCGUGUUCAAAGACAUAGCCGAGCUGCCGGACUCGACGGGCGGCGGCGCGAGCGCGCGCGCCACGCCCUCGGCGCGAAACACGGGCGCCACGCCCAAGCCCAGCGAGGAGUACGUGUGAGUGAGCCAGCGAGAACGAGAGCGCGCGCCGCGUGUGAUAUUAGUGUUUUCUAUUCAGUGCCAAGCAAGUCAGGGUGAUGUUCAGUGUAUUCGACUCCGUGACGAGGAGGCGGCGGCCGGCCCGGGCCGCCCCGCGGCCGGCUCGGGGCCGGCGCCGGCGCCGGCCGCCGGAGCUUAGCGGCCGCCAGGGGGCCGCGCGUGCACCCGCCGCUGCCGGCCACUGAGGGACGACGCGCCGCCGGCCGCGCGUCGCCCAGACAAUCAUGCGUAGGCUUGUUGAUUUGUGUUGUACAAAUGUGUAUCAUACUGGGAGACUAUCGUGCGCCCGUGCCAAACCCGCAAACGAUCAUUCAAUACAGCCAUUAAUCGAU